Propithecus coquereli (Coquerel's sifaka) is the source of this 939-nucleotide messenger RNA. Its product is annotated as olfactory receptor 5B3-like. Bases 1 to 939 code for a protein of 312 amino acids. Gene Ontology annotation, cellular component: membrane. Gene Ontology annotation, molecular function: olfactory receptor activity; odorant binding; G protein-coupled receptor activity. The record is from RefSeq and is a predicted model, not a curated record. Lineage: Eukaryota; Metazoa; Chordata; Mammalia; Primates; Indriidae. Gene Ontology annotation, biological process: G protein-coupled receptor signaling pathway; sensory perception of smell. The transcript has a single exon.
AUGGAGAACAGUACAGAAGUGACACAGUUCAUCCUCCUAGGACUAACCAAUGCCCCAGAACUACAGGUCCCCCUCUUGAUCAUGUUCACUCUCAUCUACUUCAUCAAUGUGGCCGGAAACCUGGGCGUGGUUAUUUUGGCUCUCUGGGACUCUCAUCUCCACACUCCCAUGUACUUUUUCCUUGGUAACCUGUCUCUGGUGGACUUUUGUUAUUCUUCAGCUGUCACUCCCACAGUCAUAGCUGGGCUCCUUAUGGAACACAAGGUCAUCUCCUACAGUGCUUGUGCUGCUCAGAUGUUCUUUUUUGCAGCCUUUGCUACUAUGGAAAAUUUCCUCUUGGCCUCAAUGGCCUAUGACCGCUACGCAGCUGUGUGUAAACCCCUACAUUACACCACCACCAUGACAACAAGUGUGUGUGCAUGCCUGGCUAUAGGCUGCUAUGUCUGUGGUUUCCUGAAUGCCUCCAUCCACAUGGGGAACACGUUCAGUCUCUCUUUCUGUAAGUCUAAUGUGGUCCAUCACUUUUUCUGUGAUAUUCCGGCAGUCAUGGCCCUGUCUUGCUCUGAUAGACGUGUGAAUGAGCUGGUUCUUGUUUACGUAGCCAGCGUCAAUGUUUCUUUUGCCCUCCUAGUUAUCUUGAUAUCCUACCUAUUCAUAUUUGUCACCAUCCAAAAGAUGCACUCAGCUGCAGGACACCAAAAGGCUUUGUCCACUUGUGCUUCUCACCUCACUGCAGUUUCCAUCUUCUACGGGACUAUUAUCUUCAUGUACUUACAGCCCAGCUCCAGUCAUUCCAUGGACAUAGACAAGAUGGCAUCUGUGUUUUAUACUAUGGUCAUCCCCAUGCUAAACCCUGUGAUUUACAGCCUGAGAAACAAGGAGGUGAAGAGUGCAUUCAAGAAACUUGUUGGGACGGCAAAGUUGUCUCUAGGUUUGUAA